AUGAAGUACGCCAUCUCAUCUGCCGCCUUGGUGGCUGGCGCUGUUUCGCAAGCUACAUUCGAACCCGCAGACUUCAACAUCACUGAGGCAUUGCUCGACAAUGGUGUCAAUGUCUCUGCUAUACCUGAGCUUGCGCCUUUGGUAGAGAGAUCAUUGUUGAGUGGCUGCUCUAUCGCCUGUAACUCCCUAAAAUUGAUCUUUGGUGAUGACCAGAUUGAAACACAAUCCGAAGCCGCGUACAGCGCUUUUGUUGGUAGUUACUGGUCAGGUCAACAAAGACAAAUCUCUCCCCAAUGUGUCUUUAAGCCCGAGAAAGCGUUGGAUGUAUCAACUUCCAUCCUUCUGUCCCGUCUUACGCAAUGUCCCUUUGCAGUUAAGAGUGGAGGCCAUUCGGCAGUACCCGGCGGCUCGAAUAUUGAGGGCGGCAUCACCAUCACUUUCGAGAAGAUGAAUAAAACGAUAGCAUCUUCUGACAAAAAAAGCGUUACAUUUGAACCCGGUCAAACAUGGUAUGAUGUAUACACAACGCUGGAGAAGCAAAACCUUGCCAUUAUUGGUGGCCGAGUCGCCAGUGUCGGUGUGGGAGGAUUAACACUUGGAGGUGGUAUUUCGUACUUCUCAAGUAUGUACGGUUUGGCAUGCGACAAUGUCAUCUCGUAUGAGGUAGUCACUGCGUCUGGACUCAUCAUCAAUGUCAGCCAGAACUCGUUCCCAGAUCUUUACUGGGCUCUCCGAGGUGGUGGUAACAACUUUGGUAUUGUCACAAAGUUCAACGUCAACGCCAUUCCCAGAGCGCCGACCAUGUGGGGCGGUAUGCGAACCUAUAUCUCUGAAUUUCCCGCCCUGAUCAGGGCAUACUACAACCUCGGAAUGAACGCAAACAAAGAUGGAAAGGCCCACCAAAUCUUGUCAUUCGGCUGGAGUUCUGAAAUCGGCCAGGUUGCUCAGGUUGAGCUAGAGUACUCAGACCCUGUUGUUGACGCACCAAUACUCGCGGAGUACAACAACAUUACAGGACAGAUCGCAGAUGGAACAGGCGUUAAGAGUCUCGCAGAACUUACCUCGAUCCUAGAAGGCCCCGCUAGCGGUGCAGGUCUUCGACAGGCUUUCUGGACCUGGUCAACCAAGCUUGAUGUGGAGAUGGCCACUGUGACCAAGGAUGUUUUCUUUGAGGAAAUCACUGAUGUUCUUGACGCGGCGGAUCUUCUCCCAGCUGUUUCUCUUCAGGUGAUCACCGAACCCAUCAUCGAGGCAGGUGCCAAGAAGGGAGGCAAUGCGCUUGGUUUUGACCCGAAAGAAGGACCUCUCAUGUUGGCUCUUGUUGCCAUGAAGUGGUCUAACAGCGCAGAUGAUGAGAGACUGGACAAGUUUGCCGCACGUGUCAAGGACCGCUGCGUAGCCGCAGCCAAGGCCAAGGGUAAAGACACCGACUACCUGUACAUGAACUACGCCAGUCCUUACCAAGACCCCAUUGCUGGGUACGGUGCAGCGAACAAGGCUAAGUUGAAGGCGAUCUCGAAGAAGUACGACCCCACUGGUGUGUUUGAGAUUCUCCAACCCGGCUACUUCAAGCUUGAUGGCGCACCAUUGGGUCAAUUGUAA
Molecule: messenger RNA, 1602 nt
Organism: Alternaria postmessia
Lineage: Eukaryota; Fungi; Ascomycota; Dothideomycetes; Pleosporales; Pleosporaceae
Exons: 4
Coding region: 1-1602 (533 amino acids)
Molecular function (GO): FAD binding
Source: RefSeq, a predicted model, not a curated record